This is a messenger RNA of Mustela erminea (ermine), 2026 nucleotides long. RefSeq names its product NSE1 homolog, SMC5-SMC6 complex component (gene NSMCE1). Lineage: Eukaryota; Metazoa; Chordata; Mammalia; Carnivora; Mustelidae. Gene Ontology annotation, molecular function: ubiquitin-protein transferase activity. Gene Ontology annotation, biological process: double-strand break repair via homologous recombination; DNA damage tolerance. Gene Ontology annotation, cellular component: nucleus; Smc5-Smc6 complex. Bases 1134 to 1904 code for a protein of 256 amino acids. The record is from RefSeq and is a predicted model, not a curated record. The transcript has 12 exons.
CGGCCUUCAGCCCCGCGCACCGCGCCCCUCGCCCUCUGAGGCCGGUCUCGGACCUCGCAGCGGGCAGCCCCGGCCCCCGGGCCCGGCCCCCCCUGGGCGCACGGCCGCCCCCGCGGAGGAGUCCGCGGUGCUUACCCCUGACUCGCCGACCAAACCUGCGGGACGCCCCCCAGCCGCGCUUGGCGGAGGGCCGGGUGCCUGCGGGGCUGGGAGCGCGCAGGGCUGGGGUGGGGAUGGGCCAGCUCGCUUCCUUCACCCCUUCCCGACAGCCCGGCUUCUGGCUUCUGCGAAGUGCCCGCGGGUGUUUUUCCGUGCAGUGUUCACUGAGCGCCUCCCGUGUGCCCCGCGCCCCAAGAAGUCAGAGAGCGAAGCAGGCCUUCUAUCAGCCGGUGCAACCUGGUCAGCUCUGCUGCGAGGCUCUGCACGCGGUAACUCGUUCGAGCCUCACGACUGCCUUAGGAAGGAGCUGUGUUGCUAUCAAUCAUUUUACAGAUGGGGAAACUGAGGCACAGAGGGGCAGCGUGCUGAGAGUCACUCGGCAGCUGUAGGAUUUGAGCCUAGGCACCACAGACCACUAACCACUGGACACACCGAAAGAGCCCAUGGGGAACCAGACGGUGGGAAAAAAACACUGAGGAAUAAAGUAUUUCAGGUGAGGACAGAGGGAUGGCCAGCAACUCUGAGCUGAGCACUGUGAACAAAGCCAGGAGACCGUGUCAAAGAGGCUGAGAGCGGAUCCUUUCUGCUACCACCCUUGGGGCAGAAUGACAUCCAGUCAUACCCCCGAAAUGUAUGCUGCGUGACUGUUGAAAGAAAGUGGCAACACCAGGGUGGAAAUCCUGGACUUCUGGAGGCCUGGCUACUUUUUAAAUCAAACUGACUAUGGGGACAAAGACUCAUCUUCGCAUCCUAGCGUCCUGCGCUAUGCCUUCUAAGGCUCUCGAUCAUUCCGUAGGAGGAAGGCAAAAAAUUAAAUGAAAAUGAAAAAUGUGUCCCUUAGGAGAUCACGAUGACCUUGCAUCUUGUCUGGAAACCUCCCCUGGUAGCUUUGCUAUGGUUUUUGAGAACAAAGCAGGGUCUCGAGAAGGAAAACUCCUUCGCACACACAGGGAGGUCCUAGGAGGGCUGGUGUCAUGACCGACGUCCACCGGCGGUUCCUGCAGUUGCUGAUGACUCACGGCGUGCUGGAGGAGUGGGACGUUCGGCGGCUGCAGAAGCACUGCUAUCGGGUCCAUGACCGCACUGCCGCCGUGGAGGAGCUGGAGGACUUUAUCAACAACAUUAACAGUGUCCUGGAGUCCCUGUAUAUCGAGAUCAAGAAGGGAGCCACCGAGGACGACGGGAGACCGGUUUACGCACUGGUGAAUCUGGCAACGACUUCUGUUUCCAAAAUGGCCUCAGACUUUGCAGAGAAUGAGCUGGAUCUGUUCAGAAAGGCCUUGGAACUGAUUAUUGACUCGGAAACCGGCUUUGCGUCUUCCACAAAUAUUUUGAACCUGGUUGACCAACUUAAAGGCAAGAAGAUGAGGAAGAAGGAGGCGGAGCAGGUGCUGCAGAAGUUCGUACAGAACAAAUGGCUGAUCGAGAAGGAUGGGGAGUUCACGCUGCACAGCCGGGCCAUCCUGGAGAUGGAGCAGCACAUCCGCCAGACGUACCCUGACGCCGUGAAGAUCUGCAACAUCUGCCACAGCCUCCUCAUCCAGGGUCAAAGCUGCGAGACGUGUGGGAUCCGAAUGCACUUACCUUGCGUGGCGAAGUAUUUCCAGUCCAAUUCUGAGCCGCGCUGCCCCCACUGUAAUGACUACUGGCCCCACGAGAUACCAGAAGUCUUCGACCCUGAGAAGGAGCGGGAGGCUGCUACGUCCAGGGCCACCAAGAGGUCCCUGCGGUCCCGGCAGCACUAGCUGGUGCGCUGUGGGGGCUGCAGAAGAGCUGGUUUGGGAGAGAAGCGGCGUGUCCUACGCACCUGCUUUGUGUUCACGUGUGAGCAGGUUUGGAAUAAAGUCACUAAGGGGUCCUCGCUGCA